Molecule: messenger RNA, 1644 nt
Organism: Neodiprion fabricii
Lineage: Eukaryota; Metazoa; Arthropoda; Insecta; Hymenoptera; Diprionidae
Product: facilitated trehalose transporter Tret1-like
Exons: 2
Coding region: 54-1439 (461 amino acids)
Biological process (GO): transmembrane transport
Cellular component (GO): membrane
Molecular function (GO): transmembrane transporter activity
Source: RefSeq, a predicted model, not a curated record
GAGUAUAUAUAUUCGGUAGCACGCGAAAAUUAGCGAGUAAAAAACCCGUGAGUAUGAUUGAAACGUGCAUAAAAGAACGUCCGCACAAGAGAGUUUUGUGGUUACAAUGGAUUGGAGGCCUAGGAGCUUUGCUGCUGCUCUUCAUCUCUGGAUUGAUGAUAGGAUGGACGUCACCUUAUAUUGCCAAGCUUACAACCCCUAAUUCAACAUUACAUAUUACCAAAACCGAGGCUUCCUGGGUGGCUUCGUUAAUGAACUUUGGCCGACUGACGGGAGCAGUGCCUGGCGCAGCUAGCGUUUAUUAUUUCGGAGGCAAACAGACGCUGUUUUUCAUCACCAUCCCUAUGAUCGUCGGCUGGAUCUCCAUCAUAAUGGCAAAUUCCGUAGUUUGGCUGUACAUAGCAAGAUUCGUCAGUGGGCUGAGCAUGGGAAUGAGCUACAGUAGUUUUCCACUCUAUCUUGGAGAGAUCGCCAGCCCCAAGAUCAGAGGAUCAUUGGUGACAUUGGCAAGUUGUGGUGCGCCGGUGGGAAUGCUUUGCGGGAACAUAAUUGGUGCCUACGUUGACAUGCCAGUCUUCGCCUACAUAAGCCUUGUACCAACCGUCGUCGCCAUACUCCUCUUUUUGUGGCUUCCGGAGUCGCCGCAUCACCUACUCCGAACAAACCAAAUCGGGAAAGCCGAGGAGGCGAUCGCAAGAUACAACCCGGGAAUCAAUAUCCACGUUGAGGUGAAAUCCAUUCAGAACUUUCUCACUGCGUCGAACUCCCAAACGUUCCGAAGUAAACUGCGAGAAUUCAAUAUUCCCCAAAACCGGAAGGCUGGGCUCAUUAUCAUCGGGCUUUACUUGUUCAUGCAGUUGAGUGGACUCAAUAGCGUAUUGUUUUACUUGGAAACUAUUCUGACGAAUGGCGGAUUGACCUUUAUACCACCGGCCACGAUGGUCAUGGUAGGCAGUGGAGCUGCAAUUUUUGGUGCUGUAGGGGCAAUUUAUUUGGCUGCCAAAUGUAAACGAAAGACGUUGCUCAUCGUUUCCUGUGUUGGAACUGUCAUCUCGUUAGGGCUUAUGGGAACACAUUUCGCCCUUUUAAACGGUGGAACUGAUUCUGCUGAACUACAGUGGCUGAUAACAUCGUCCGUCCUCAUGUACGAAGUUUCUGUUCACGUUGGACUCUGUCCUGUUCCUAGUAUAGUACUCAGUGAAUUAUUUGCUCCGAAUAUAAAGAGCAUGGCAGCUUGUAUAGCCAGUGUUUCAGUUGGACUCUUCGCCUUUCUUUCCUCCAAAACUUAUCAACCCCUGGUGGACAUGAUGGGUGAGGCUUACGUAUUCUGGAUGCACGCAUCGUUCAUUGUAAUUGAAAUAAUAUUUGUCUGGGCAUGUUUGCUGGAAACGAAGGGGAAAUCUCUUCAAGAGAUACAAAAUGCAUUGCAUAAACGGUAAAUAUACAGCGACUGACCCAACAAUGUACAAUUAUUACUUAAAUUCUGAUGUAAAUACUUUGAACGUAAAGGCCAUGAUUUAUAUGAAAAUAAAAAAUCUUAUACAAAAAAUAAAAAAUAACCAUGGUGGUGGUAACGAUUCUGUAAUUCUUCGUCCCAGAUGUCUCUAAUAUCAGUUUCUAUCUCAAUAAAACUAACGGAAAUUA